Molecule: messenger RNA, 583 nt
Organism: Equus caballus (horse)
Lineage: Eukaryota; Metazoa; Chordata; Mammalia; Perissodactyla; Equidae
Gene: ERLN
Product: endoregulin
Source: RefSeq, a predicted model, not a curated record
GCUUCUUCAAGUCAGGGUGCAGCUCUGGUCACCUGGUGCCUCUUCAGCUCAAGCCCCGCAAAGCGUGGGGCCUGAAGCAUUCCCUGAUCCGCCUGUUCUUAGGAGACGGGAGUGUUAACAGCAGAACCAGAGGAGGAAAGUCCAUUUGCCGCUUGCUGGAGGCAAUGAGCCCAAAGACCCGCCAUCCCUGCAGUGUCCACCAGGUGCACAGGUUCACAUGGACAAACUGAUAACAAAGCAGAACCUCACCUGGAAUGAUGAGUUCUGGGAGAACCCCUGGGACAAGGGGGCCCUGGCAGUGAUCAUCUUAUUCAUUGCCACGGUUCUGCUUCUAAUCUUGUUUGCUAUUGUAUUUGGUUUACUCUCUCCACUUGAGGUCAACCAGUAUGAAGACUCAUGACCUGACUUUCUUGGGGCCACAAAGGGGGCUACCUGUCAUAUACUCUCAAAAAACCAUGUACCUUUUCUUCAAAGCCCCUUCAAUAGUCUGGAAUUAUACAUUUUCUUUGUGAUUAUCUGAUAAGUGCCUGUCUUCCCCACUGGACCAAGCACCAUCAAAGCAAGGGAUAGGUCUCUUUGUGCU